AUGUCGAAACUUUCUCUGCUUAUUGCAUUGUCGUUAUUGGUCUGUGUUGCAUAUUCGAAUGCCGACGAAUAUUCCGGAGCUAUCAAAGCAUUACAAUACAUCAAUGCACAUACACCGAUUCGAAUUCGAGUGAUCGCAGGCAGUUAUACAGGGCAACUGGGUAUUUGGCUUAAUAUUGAUAGUGGAGCUUAUAUGGAUGCGCUUACAACACAUCAGGAAGUGGUGCGUUGUGGUACUGCUGCUAACAGUUAUCUAUGCAUAUUUAAAGGUUAG
This is a messenger RNA of Didymodactylos carnosus, 273 nucleotides long. Lineage: Eukaryota; Metazoa; Rotifera; Eurotatoria; Philodinida; Philodinidae. The record is from the annotation of a GenBank genome assembly.